GGACUGGGGACGCUGUUCGUCCUGAUCGGUGCCGUGGGCAUCUUGGGCAACAGUCUUGUCAUGGUGGCCGUCUUGAGUGAGCGAAAGAUGAGAACAUCAGUCACCAAUCUGCUCAUUACCAACCUCGCCUUUGCCGACCUGCUCAUCAUGUUGUUGGGAAUCCCCGAGAUUGUACAGUUCAUGUUAAACAGGGGAUGGUUGUUGCCGUCGUUGUUGUGCAAACUCAACCGUUACGUGCUGGUCAUCUCUCUUUAUGCUUCCGUCCUCAUCCUGGUGGCAGUCAGCAUCGAGAGAUACAUCGCAAUUAUAGAGCCGAUAAAGACUCAUAUCUUCUGUAGCCGUCGCCGAUUGGGACUCGUCCUUUGCCUCGUCUGGCCCACCGCUCUGCUGGCCGGACUCCCCACCCUCCUGUUUAACAGGGUUGUCGCCAGUGCUCCGGGACACGCGGUUCGAUUCUGUAUGAUCAGAUUCCCGAUGAAUCACGACAAGAACUUCCUGGUGUUCAAGUACAGCGAGUUCGUGCUGUUUUACCUCCUCCCCAUGUGUGUUCAGAUUAUUCUCUACGUCAUCAUCACCAGGCGCUUGUUUCUGGGCUCAGACAAAUUACACCGGCGACUGACGGUGAGAACGGAAGAGGGUCAGGAGAGAGAGCGGCCUUCAGACGCGAUCAGAGCGAGACAGGGCGUGGUCAAAAUGCUUAUCGCCAGUGUGACCAUCUACUUCAUCAGCUAUUCUCCACAACACGCCAUGCUCUUCUACAACACCUUCUCCCCCCAGCAUUUCCACAGAACUUGGCCGUUCUUGGUGACGGUAAUGAUCAUCGCUUACAUUAACUCGGCCAUUAAUCCGAUCCUUUACGGAAUCUUCAGCCAGAAUUUCCGUCACACGUUCAAGAAGCUGCUGUGGCGCUGGUUCCCCAGUCGACGGCGGCGGGAUAGGAGACGACAGUCCACCCUCAGCCACUCCGGCUCCAGACUCUACCGUCUCACCAGUGUCCGCACGGCCCAGUCAGAACUGUAG
Liolophura sinensis is the source of this 1020-nucleotide messenger RNA. RefSeq names its product neuropeptide receptor 15-like. The transcript is spliced from 2 exons. Gene Ontology annotation, cellular component: plasma membrane. The record is from RefSeq and is a predicted model, not a curated record. NCBI's taxonomy places the organism in Eukaryota, Metazoa, Mollusca, Polyplacophora, Chitonida, Chitonidae. The coding region runs from base 61 to 1020 and encodes 319 amino acids. Gene Ontology annotation, biological process: G protein-coupled receptor signaling pathway. Gene Ontology annotation, molecular function: neuropeptide Y receptor activity.